Musca domestica (house fly) is the source of this 1710-nucleotide messenger RNA. RefSeq names its product probable cytochrome P450 4d14. NCBI's taxonomy places the organism in Eukaryota, Metazoa, Arthropoda, Insecta, Diptera, Muscidae. Bases 85 to 1608 code for a protein of 507 amino acids. Gene Ontology annotation, molecular function: monooxygenase activity; heme binding; iron ion binding. The transcript is spliced from 4 exons. The record is from RefSeq and is a predicted model, not a curated record.
UCGAAGUGCUAAGCAACAUUUAGUUUAAUAACAAAUGAAAAUAAAAUUAACAUAAAAUAAAAUAAAAAAAAGUUUGUGGCCAAAAUGUUUGUCGAACUGCUCUUGGGUAUUUUGGUCGUGGCUAUAAUCGCAGAUACCCUCAGUAAACGGCGACGCAAUCUAAUGUUAGAGAAGGCUGGCAUUCGUGGACCAAAACCUGUGCCCAUUUUGGGAAAUCUCUUACAGCUACUGGACAACAACAAAUCCAGUAUCUUCAAUGUCAUGGACAACUUUACAUCCAAAUAUGGUAGCAUAGUACGCCUAUGGAUGGCCAACCACUGCAUUCUGAUUGUUCGUGAUGUGAAAGUUUUUGAAGAUGUCUUCAAAAGUUCUCGCCUUAUUACCAAAAAUAGUCACUAUGGCUUAUUGGAGGUUUGGUUGGGUGACGGACUGUUGAUGAGUAGUGGAUCCAAAUGGUUUUCGAGGCGCAAGAUUAUCACGCCAACAUUUCAUUUUAAAAUCUUGGAAGAAUUUGUAGAGAUCUUCGAUCAGCAGAGUACGGUCUUGAUCAAGCGUCUAAUGGAGAAAGCCGAUGGCAAGACUGUUGUCCGCAUGUUUCCCUAUGUUUGCCUCAUGGCCUUGGAUAUCAUAACGGAGACGGCCAUGGGGGUGAAGGUCCAUGCCCAAGAAAAUCCAGAAUUUCCCUAUUCCAAAGCAUUAACUGAAACCUCCUCCAUUAUGUCGGAUCGUUUGAUCAAACCUUUUGAUCGUUUCGAUGGCUAUUACCGCAUCUUCCACAACCGAAAAUAUCACCAUCUGCAAGAGUGCAUUAAAAUUAUGCACAACUUUACGGAUCAGAUUAUUGCAGAACGUCGUGAGGCUUUACAAAAAUCCCUUAAAAAGAAAAUGCUUCAGCCCGUAGGCAGUGCCGAUGAAAUGGGCAUCAAGAAACGUAUGGCUCUCCUCGAUGUGCUGCUGCAAUCCACAGUCGAUGGCAAACCACUGAGCGAUAUGGAUAUUCGCGAAGAGGUGGAUACUUUUAUGUUUGGCGGCCACGACACUACGACGAGUAGUAUUUCUUUUACUCUCCACCUCCUGUCUCGUCAUCCAGAGAUACAAGAGAAGGUGCUCGAGGAGAUUUACAGCGUUAUUGGAGAAGAUAAAGAGAAACCGGUGACCAUGAAGGAUUUACAUGAAUUAAAAUAUUUGGAAUGUGUCAUAAAGGAAAGUUUGCGUUUGUAUCCAUCCGUGCCGAUGAUUGGACGUUUUAUCGAAGAGGAUAUUGUAUUGAAUGGCAUCACCAUACCGGCCAACACCAACAUUACCCUUCUUAUGUAUGCCGCCAUGAAAGAUCCCGAAAAUUUCCCCAAACCCGAAGAAUUUCUGCCCGAACGUUUUAUGUGCACUGAUGAUGCGAAUAAAAUAAAUCCCUUUGCCUAUGUACCCUUCAGUGCUGGACCGCGUAACUGCAUUGGGCAGAAAUUUGCCAUGGCUGAAAUGAAGAGUACCAUCAGUAAAAUUUUACGUCACUUUGAGUUGCUACCCUUAGGUGAGGAGGUGAAACCUUUUGUGAAGUUGGUUUUGGGUUCUGAAACUGAUGCGCAAUUGGGUUUGAAGCCUCGGACCUAAUUGUGAGAUUAAUCAACUAGAAUGAUAAACAUAAUUGAUAUUAAAUAUUUUGUAAGAAACAAAUACAUUGUUUUUCUACUGACCGAUUAAAAUUUCUCUCUC